CACGGCCGGAGCGGAGCGCAGCAAGACGCGAGUCUGAAGGAACCGAUCUGGCUCGUCUCUCUAUCGGAACAAAUCAACUACUUUCUCAGCUCAUUCUAAUCGAAGACCGCCCGUGAAUGGAUUUCUCCCGGAUUUGCCCAGACUAACAUGGAUGCCCCACCGUUAGCUGAGUGGGAAGGUUGUUUUUUGGCGCAGUGAGCUGGACACGCAGCGCUUGCUAAUGGAUCUGGGGAAACGAAUGAUACCUUCUCCCUGACUGACCAUGCCGUGAUCUUGCGCGUGGGCCGUCACCCUGCUUAACGUCAAAAGAAACAUUUCGGGGGAAUCUACCGAUCCAGGGAAUAAAUAGUGUGGCAUCACACAGACACCAUGAAGAUUACCUCCCCACUCAUAAGUAAAGCGAGAUUCAGGUGCACCGUCAGGCUUCUACUGCUGCUAUUACUAUGUGUGGGAUAUUCUCGCGGGAUGCCACACGUUUUAAGAUUUGGAGGAAUAUUCGAGUCCAUUGAGUCGGGGCCGUCAGGUGCUGAGGAACUAGCCUUUAAAUUUGCUUUAAAUACAAUCAACAGGAACAGAACCCUACUGCCAAACACAACGCUAACAUACGACAUCCAACGGAUAAACAUCUACGACAGCUUCGAAGCCUCCAGAAAAGCCUGCGACCAACUAUCUCUGGGGGUGGCGGCCAUCUUCGGCCCCUCCCACAGCUCGUCGGCCAAUGCGGUCCAGUCCAUCUGUAACGCGCUUGGCGUGCCCCACAUCCAGACCAAAUGGAAGCACCAGGUGUCUGACAACAGGGACUCCUUCUACGUCAGCCUCUACCCAGACUUCUCCUCUCUCAGCCGUGCCAUUCUGGACCUCGUUCACUUCUUCAAGUGGAAGACGGUCACCGUUGUCUAUGAUGACAGCACAGGUCUUAUUCGGUUACAGGAGCUCAUAAAGGCUCCAUCUCGCUACAACAUCCGCUUGAAGAUCCGCCAGUUGCCAGCGGACACCAAGGACUCCAAGCCUCUCCUCAAGGAGAUGAAGAGAGGGAAGGAGUUCCACGUCAUCUUUGACUGUGGACACGAAAUGGCUGCCGGCAUCCUAAAACAGGCUCUUGCUAUGGGGAUGAUGACAGAGUACUAUCACUACAUCUUCACCACACUGGACCUGUUUGCGCUGGACGUGGAGGCCUACCGUUACAGUGGGGUGAACAUGACUGGCUUUAGGAUCCUGAAUACGGAGAACAGCCAAGUGGCCUCCAUCAUAGAGAAGUGGUCCAUGGAACGCCUGCAGGCCCCGCCCAAACCUGACUCUGGCCUACUGGACGGCUUCAUGACGACGGACGCUGCGCUCAUGUACGAUGCCGUGCACGUGGUGGCCGUGGCCGUGCAGCAGUCUCAGCAGAUCACUGUCAGCUCCCUACAGUGCAACAGACACAAACCCUGGCGCUUUGGGAACAGAUUCAUGGCCCUCAUCAAAGAUGCCCACUGGGAUGGCUUGACUGGGCGGAUCACUUUCAACAGAACCAACGGCUUGAGGACAGACUUUGACCUGGAUGUGAUUAGUCUGAAGGAGGAUGGACUGGAGAAGAUUGGAACAUGGGACCCUCCUAGUGGCUUGAACAUGACAGACCACCAGAAAGGGAAGACAUCCAAUGUCACAGAUUCCUUAGCCAACAGAUCUCUAGUUGUCUCCACCAUACUGGUGGAGCCCUAUGUGAUGUUCAAGAAGUCGGACAAGCCCCUUUACGGUAACGACCGCUUUGAGGGUUACUGUAUCGACCUGCUGAGGGAGCUGGCUAGCAUCCUGGGGUUCACCUACGAGUUGCGUCUGGUGGAGGACGGCCGCUACGGGGCCCAGGACGAGAUUACGGGCCAGUGGAACGGCAUGGUCAAGGAGCUGAUCGACCACAAAGCUGAUCUGGCAGUGGCUCCCCUGGCCAUCACCUACGUGAGGGAGAAGGUCAUCGACUUCUCCAAGCCCUUCAUGACACUGGGGAUAAGUAUCCUCUACCGCAAGCCCAAUGGAACCAACCCUGGGGUCUUCUCCUUUCUCAACCCCCUCUCACCCGAUAUCUGGAUGUAUAUUCUGCUGGCUUACUUGGGUGUCAGUUGUGUGCUGUUUGUCAUAGCCAGGUUUAGUCCCUACGAGUGGUAUAACCCCCACCCCUGCAACCCCGACUCAGAUGUAGUGGAAAACAAUUUCACCCUGCUAAAUAGUUUCUGGUUCGGAGUUGGAGCUCUCAUGCAGCAAGGCUCUGAGUUAAUGCCCAAAGCCCUGUCCACCAGGAUCGUAGGAGGCAUCUGGUGGUUCUUCACCCUGAUAAUCAUCUCCUCCUACACGGCCAACCUGGCUGCCUUCCUCACUGUAGAGAGGAUGGAGUCGCCCAUCGACUCAGCUGACGACCUGGCCAAGCAGACCAGGAUAGAGUAUGGAGUGGUGGAGGAAGGAUCCACCAUGACCUUCUUUAAGAAAACCAAGAUCUCCACAUACGACAAGAUGUGGGAGUUUAUGAGCAGUCGGAGGCACUCUGUGAUGGUGAAAGAUAUUGACGAAGGGAUCCAUCGAGUUCUCACCUCGGACUACGCCUUCCUCAUGGAGUCCACCACCAUCGAGUUUGUCACCCAGCGCAACUGCAACCUUACGCAGAUAGGGGGUCUCAUCGACUCCAAAGCCUACGGUGUGGGAACCCCCAUGGGCUCUCCGUACAGAGACAAGAUCACCAUAGCGAUCCUGCAGCUGCAGGAAGAAGGAAAGAUGCACAUGAUGAAGGAGAAGUGGUGGAGGGGGAACGGUUGUCCGGAGGAUGAGAAGAAUAAGGAGGCCAGCGCUCUGGGGGUCCAGAACAUCGGGGGCAUCUUUAUCGUCCUGGCGGCUGGACUCGUCCUGUCGGUGUUCGUGGCAGUCGGAGAGUUCAUCUAUAAGUCCAAACAAAACGCACAGCUGGAAAAGCCCCAACGGCACCAAGGUGAUAGGAAGCGUGAGGAGUUCUGCUGUCACCACGGACCCUCCAAGCAGCUACCUGUAGACUUUAACCACCAGCUCAAAUGACCUCCAGAAAGACUCCAGAGACUCCAGUCAUCUACAUUUACCUUACAAUGCACAAAUUGUACUUUUUUAACUUCAGAUAGUUCCCGAUUGGGAAGUCUCCUGUCAGAAGAACUGGCAGCAAUGUUAUGGUCACAACGUUUGAAUGAAAAGUUGCCAUUGGUGCAUGGUUGGGUGUAUGUUUUCGAAAGGCGGCCCUAAAACUAUAGGUGCAGGGUUUCACACGAUGGGAUUGGAAGGUUGGCCCAAAUGCAUGAUCCAUAAUGCUGAAGUAACUGUCACCAGUCUUCAUGUCACCCUCAACACACAGCCACAUCAAUCCUCUCCCAAAAAACACAUUGUUAUUAUCAGAUACAAACUUUUGGACAGACAAGCCAAACUGAAUCAAGCUAUAAUUGCAAACUCUGAAGGCUUGGUUUUGAAAACACAUGUAAGCUUUCAGAUAUUAUAACAUACUAACUACUCUACUGAAUAAUCUCAUAUUGAAAGUGUAAUGCUACAACAACACAUCACUCGUUGUCAACAGCAUGUAAACAUUUUGAUGUUCCCCUUAAUCCCAUGUCCUUCCUGUCUUGUCCUUCUUGUCCUGACCUGUCCUUCCUCUCUGGUCCUUUCUGUCCUUCCUGGGAUUUCUGUCCUGUCCUUCAUGUCCUGUCCCGUCCUGUCUUUCCUUUCUAACACAGUGCUCUCUCACCCAACAACAGUCUCAUAAAUCUCAAACGCCAACCCCUACUUAGCUCUCCACAGGAGCCUGGUCUGCACUAAGAGCUUUCUUCUACACCCUCCAUCGAUCCCACAAUGCAGUGAUGCUGCUGCUGCUUCUUGGCCAUAAGCCCCCAUAUCAAUGAUUCACAGCAUCUAGUCAUGAAGUGAUGUUCACAGAGUCCUUCUGUCAACGACAACACACACACACACACACAGCACAGCACUACACCCACAGAGCAGCCAUGGUAGACGGGAGGGGAGGUCCCCCAUCAAUAGGAUGUCAUUUAAAGAAUCCUAAAGAAUGAUAUGGCUAAUAAAAACCCAUAAGGAAGGAAGGUUGGUAGUGAGUAGAGUAGGGAGUAAUAGUCAGCCGAGCCAGAGAAAAGAGAAGGAGUGAUGAUUUAAUAGAAACCUCAACAUCGUUUGAUGUUGAUCAUGAUCUCUUCCUGGUGUUCUUCAGCGUGUCUUUGUGUCAGACACAGCAGUUGAGGAAGAUACGUUUCACACUCUUAUCAGCUCAGAACUAGGUGGAGGAGCGUGUCAAACAGAUAUAUCCAGACAGAGAAUAGAACAGACAGAGAAUAGAAUAGACAGAGAAUAGAAUAGACCUCACUCACAUAUCUCACUCACAUAUCUCACUCACAUAUCUCACUCACAUAUCACAUAUCUGUUUCAAGAUUAGUUGUUAGAUGUCAGUCCAUUUAACAUUUUAUUUUCACACUACCUGUGCCUAUAUGCUACAAUUAUAUAAGUUGUGUACCUCAAUAUUUUAACACCCAAUUGAUAACCGACAAAGGUGUAUAUUGCUUUUCAUAAAUUCUCAUAAUCAAUCUUUUUUUUUUAUGUCAGAUGAUCUGAGAAGCAAUACAUGUUUUACUCAUCCAAAGCAAAUAGACAUUUUCCAAGAGGUUUGAGUGUCACACAAUCAUAACGUGUAUUUUAGUAUGUGUGGCCCAUUGCUACUGUUUUAACUGUUAAACCUUGACACGAUAUGCAGAGUACCAAGUGUACCAAGUAUUCCCAUAUCAAUUCAAUAAUUAGUCACAUUUGAAAAUACCUGAUAUUUUAUUUAAUUGCACAAGAUCCUUUACUUGAAUGUGUCGACAGUACAGGGUUGUAUUUUCACCGCGAUGCUGAAAGUGUCAACUUGAAAAUGUUCUACUAAGCAUCUCUUUGUUGGGUUUGUCAUGCUUGAUAGCGCACACCCUGCAAUUUGCAUUUUUUAAAGUACCAGUCAGAAGUUAGGACACACCUACUCAUUCAAGGACUUUUCUUUCUUUUUACUAUUUUCUAUAUUGUAGAAUAAUAGUGAGGACAUCAAAACUAUGAAAUCAUGUAGUAACCCCAAAAUAUUUUUUCUAUUUUAGAUUCUUCAAAGUAGCCACCCUUUGCCUUGAUGACAGCUUUGCACACUCUUUGCAUUCUCUCAACCAGCUUCAUGAGGUAGUCACCUGGAAUGCAUUUCAAUUAACAGGUGUGCCUUGUUAAAAGUUUUAUUUUGUGGAAUUUAUUUCCUUCCUAAUGCAUUUGAGCCAAUCAGUUGUGUUGUGACAAGGUAGAGGUGGUAUAUAGAAGAUAGCUCUAUUUGGUAAAAGACUAAGUCCAUAUUAUGGCAAGAACCGCUCAAAUAAGCAAAGGGAAAUAACAUUCCAUCCUUAAUUUAAGACAGGAAGGUCAGUCAAUUCGGAGAAUGCCAAGAAUGUUCAAAGCUGUCA
Oncorhynchus nerka (sockeye salmon) is the source of this 5453-nucleotide messenger RNA. RefSeq names its product glutamate receptor ionotropic, kainate 2-like. Bases 370 to 3036 code for a protein of 888 amino acids. Lineage: Eukaryota; Metazoa; Chordata; Actinopteri; Salmoniformes; Salmonidae. Gene Ontology annotation, cellular component: postsynaptic density membrane; presynaptic membrane; plasma membrane. Gene Ontology annotation, molecular function: kainate selective glutamate receptor activity; transmitter-gated monoatomic ion channel activity involved in regulation of postsynaptic membrane potential. The transcript is spliced from 17 exons. Gene Ontology annotation, biological process: synaptic transmission, glutamatergic; modulation of chemical synaptic transmission; monoatomic ion transport. The record is from RefSeq and is a predicted model, not a curated record.